GUUAGUCAGAGAGAAGAGGAGGCUCAGAGGAGAGGGGGGGUCGGAGCUGCGAGGCAGUCGAAGGUGUGAUGCAUGGGUAUGGCGGUCCUAGUCAUUCACGCCAGGCGGACGCGCUAGUGCUGGCGAUAACGCAACUGAUAGCGGAGCUGCCCUGCACGCGUUGUGUAUGCACUUGACGUCUCUGAACCACCGCGAGCUCAGCGGCAGACCUGACCUUUACACCAGAGCGCGCAGCCCCGCAGUACGUCCCCUUUUGCGCGGUCCUGGCGGUACUGCUGCUGUCUCGUGGCGUUAUCGUCUCCGCUGGUUUAGACAGGACAAGUCAUGUGGUGGACGUCCGAAUGACGCCUAAGCUCGUAGUUUGCCCUACAGUCACGCCUUGUGCCACGCCAAAAAAGACGUCUUGCCGCUUGACAUUCCUCGAUGCCCUUUCCAAACAGGCAACUGUGACUCUAUGACCGCAGCAGCCGAUCGCAAACAUGGGUUUCUGCAUACCAUGCCGACUCGCCGCGUUGCGGAUUGUCCUCUUUGGAGGCGCGUCACGCUGCCUGGCCAAUCAGAGAGUUUACCGCAUCAACGCUGCCCUUUCGCUCCCCAGAUGCUUAUCGUGGGGAAGACUGUCCAAGCUGCACCUGUGCCUGCGCCCGGCAUUGAUAGGCUGCCGGCUGCGCUCGACCCCUCCUCAACAUCGUCUAUGCAUACCGUUUAUCAUGCAGGAGCGAGUACCGUGGAGCACUUCAGAUCGCCCUGGUCCCCUUCUCAGCUAUUCACGCUAAGUCGCGGUAUGGCGCAAUUACCAUGGACAGCCUUCACUCAGCAUAUGACGCUACUUUCAUCCAUUUCCAAGCAAAGCAACUCCAGCGACAGCCUCAAACACCCGAAUGGCAGUGCCAGCCGACCAGGGACUCGCACGAGGCUUUGGUUCUUCAUCGAUUUAUCAUUCCAAUCGGCAUGCGGUCGGCAUUGAGGAGUCAUGGCGUGUUUCAUUCAGCCUCAUGCUAAGCCAUAGUGACAGCAGCGACAUGACCUUGGUACGACCGCAAAUAUAUUGUAAGUGAUGCUUCUUCAGAGACAUAUUUGAUCACGCAGGUACAAGGUACAAGCCGUCGAGCCGAUGACGUAGAUUGAACCCUGCGUUAGGUUCUCGGUGAGACCUGCCGCCCCACGUGCACCAUCCGUAUGCACGUCGAACAUCACUUACAAGAGCCGC
Macroventuria anomochaeta is the source of this 1210-nucleotide messenger RNA. RefSeq lists its product as uncharacterized. The transcript has a single exon. The record is from RefSeq and is a predicted model, not a curated record. NCBI's taxonomy places the organism in Eukaryota, Fungi, Ascomycota, Dothideomycetes, Pleosporales, Didymellaceae. Bases 455 to 967 code for a protein of 170 amino acids.